Drosophila eugracilis is the source of this 790-nucleotide messenger RNA. RefSeq names its product induced stolen tip protein TUB8. The record is from RefSeq and is a predicted model, not a curated record. NCBI's taxonomy places the organism in Eukaryota, Metazoa, Arthropoda, Insecta, Diptera, Drosophilidae. The transcript has 3 exons. The coding region runs from base 106 to 519 and encodes 137 amino acids.
UGACCAGCUCAUCAUCAUUUGUGCUUUGAACUUCUUAAGUGUAAAUUGCUCGAUUGCUUCUGCUCGAGAAAAUUUCGUGAAACCCAAAAACCAAAACAAACGAAAAUGAAAUUCUUCAUUCUGUUGGCCUUGGCCCUUGUGGGCAUUGCUGCUGGAGCUCAGUUGCCCGACUCCGCCACCCAAGGACCCAAUCCCCAGGAUAUUGCUACUCCCGAGCCGGAAUACAUUGAUAUCGACGAGCCCGCACCAGUGGCUGCUGCUCCUGCUCCUCGUCCUGUGGCCGCUGCUCCUCGUCCUGUUUUCGCUGCCCCUGCUCCCCUGGCUCGCCCUGUUGCUCGUCCUGUGGCCGUGGCCCAGUCUUUCGUCCAGCAGCCCGUCCAGCAGCAGAUCGUCCAAAGAGCCCAGUAUGUGGCUCCAGCGGUUCAGCAGCAGGUGGUGGUGCCACAGCAGCAGCAGCUGGUGGGUCACACCUACAGUAGCAGGGCCGGCUACCAGUACCGCCGUCCAGUCUAUCAUUAACAAAUACCUAAAUCAAACACACAUUACCACGCACUGAUCCCCACUAUCAAACUAUCCAACUACCAAACUAUCGUAUUUAAAACUAUCCUAAUCCUAGAACGAAACCAUCAAAGAAACGACCAACAAGAACAAGCCAAGAUCAAAAGCAUAAAGAGCGAAGUACAAAGAGACAAAUGAUGUUCUAAAGACAAAGAUCGAAAAACGAAGUAUUCAGUUAUUGUUGAAUUGCCAAGUAAAGUACGAAUAAAUAAACGUAAAUUAUUUGUAAAAA